UAAAGACUGGGCUCGUGAUCCCUCAAAAUGGUGAUUGCGUUGCCAGUAAAAUCCUGCGUUCGAUCCUUUCACACCACCAGCUGCGUUCACAAGACACUUUCGAAGUGGUACCAAAGUUUAUGGCAACCGAAAAGCAACGAACCGCCCUACGACCACAUCGUGCAGCUGGGCGACCCGGUUCUGCGUGCCGUGGCCAAUCCCAUUCCCGAAAAUGAGCUGAAAUCGCCCGAGGUGCGAUUCCUAGUCAGCCACCUCACCAAAGUGAUGCGAACCUACAAAUGUGUAGGGCUGGCCGCACCACAACUGGGCCUUUCGUUGCGCGCCUUCGUGAUGGAGUUUAAGGACGAACUGCGGGAUCAGUACACAAAGGCGGACUACAAGCUGCGCGAGAUGGAACCGUUGCCACUGACGGUGCUCUUGAACCCGGAACUGCAAGUAAUCGACUAUGAGAAAGUGCUGCACACGGAAGCGUGCGAGAGCAUUCGCGGGUAUCGGGCAGAUGUUCCCCGGUACAGAGCGGUACUAGUGAAAGGAUUCGAUGCGGCCGGACACCACAGAGAGCUGAAAUUGUACGGCUGGAAUGCGCGCAUCGCGCAACAUGAAAUGGACCAUCUUAAUGGGGCCGUUUACACCGACAUUAUGAGCAGGAAAAGUUUGACCUGUACCUGCUGGCAGGCGGUCAAUGCUAACAAGGGGCGCAUAAAACUAUCUUUCUCGAAUAAAUAG
Messenger RNA from Anopheles nili, 726 nucleotides. RefSeq names its product peptide deformylase, mitochondrial-like. NCBI's taxonomy places the organism in Eukaryota, Metazoa, Arthropoda, Insecta, Diptera, Culicidae. The transcript has 2 exons. Gene Ontology annotation, cellular component: mitochondrion. Gene Ontology annotation, biological process: N-terminal protein amino acid modification; peptidyl-methionine modification. Gene Ontology annotation, molecular function: peptide deformylase activity. The coding region runs from base 28 to 726 and encodes 232 amino acids. The record is from RefSeq and is a predicted model, not a curated record.